Ambispora leptoticha is the source of this 754-nucleotide messenger RNA. Lineage: Eukaryota; Fungi; Glomeromycota; Glomeromycetes; Archaeosporales; Ambisporaceae. The record is from the annotation of a GenBank genome assembly.
UGGACAGACAAGCUACUUAUCGCUAAGGAAAUUGUACUUGGACUUUUAUUUUUGCAUGAAAAUAAUAUUAUUCAUAGAGAUCUUCAUUUAAAAAAUAUAUUGAUUCAUCGAAAACAACCAAAAAUUGCAGAUUUUAGUCUAUCAAAACAGAUAAACGAGACAUCUAUGACUUCAAACUCGACCAUUUACAGAAUGCUGGCUUACGUCGAACCUCACGAAAGACCACCUUUUCAAACUUUUGAAUCAAAAAUGGAGCUCUGUUUUCACAUAUAUCAAGGAAAUAGAGAAGAAUCUAUAGAAGAAACACCGCUUCAAUAUAUUGAAAUUUACAAACAAUGUUGGGAUUGCGAUCCUGCUAAUUAUCCAGAAACAAAGGAAGUUUUCGAUACUUUUAAACAAUUCGUUGAUAAUGAUUUACAGCAACAGAAACCUUCAGAUAAUCCUAUCUCUAAUGAAUCAUCAAUUAAAAAUAAUAAACCCUUUUCAUUAAAUCAAGAUAUAACCUCACUUCAGAUCAUGACAUCAGCUCCACUUUAUUUACCUGAUUCAACAAGCUCAAGCUAUUCAUCUUUGUCUAAUGCAAAUACUUUAACGCAAGAUUGCAAUAUUGAAAAUAUGAGAAAAGAAGCACACAAAUCUUUUAACCAAGGCAAAUUUCUCAAAGCGUUAGAACUAUAUGAAGAAAUCCUUAACAACAGUCAGCAUACUCCUAAUAAUAAAGAUAGUGCUUCAUUUUGGGAUCUUUCUUCAAAAU